AUGAGCCAAGAUAAAGUUGGAGAUCUUGAUGAGAUGGAUCAGAUGAUGAAUAGUCACGAUAAAGAGAUGGAAUUCUUUGCAGAAAGUUCCGAAAUCGAUGAAGAAGGUGAGAUAUCAUAUAUAGCAAAUAGAAACAACACGUUUGAUCAUCCAAGAGUCUACAGACAGGUCAUAAUCAUUGAAAGAUCGCAGCCUGUUGAAGAGAUAAUGCUCCGAUGGCUCAUCUCAGUAGCUGUGUAUGCAUUUAUAAUACAGACGAUAUUUGCUAUGUGGAAGAGGCUGAAUAGAAAGACGCAUGAUAUUUGUGUAUUUCUGAUUCUUCUGUUGUUUCCGCCUGGAUUUCUUGUUUAUGCAGGAUCGUAUUUUCUUCCUGGUAUUUGGGCAGGAUUUGUAGGGUUUAUUCUGAUUAGCUGCUUCAAGAUGCUGAAGUCGCAGCAUGAUAAGGAUGCGAUGAGGCGUAUAUAUGCAAUAUUCAAAAAGCUGUUUAUUAUUUCUAAUUCUGGGAUUUUUGUUGGACAGGCACUUACGUUUAUUACCUUUUAUGUGAGUAUCAGGUACUUGAUGCAUUCUCUGUCUGUUCUGUUGUUUUUUGUGUAUUUUGGGCUGUUAAGCAGAGAAACGAUAUUUUUCUUGAGUGAGACGAUGGCGGUGUCUACUGGCUUCUACAGCAAAGAGGGAGUUCCUGGAAAGGGCAACAACAACUCGUUAUGCAUGAUAUGCACCAAGAGAUUUGACGGAGUUGAGAAGAUACAUACGCUAGGGUGUGGGCAUUCGUUCCAUGAGGACUGCAUCAAGGGAUGGUGCCUUCUAGGAAAGAAACUGUUCUGCCCAUAUUGUAAGAGCAAAGUGGUGAGUUCGACAUUACCGCCAGAGCUUUGGCACAAGGCUGAGGUGUGGUUUUAUCCACUGAUCAACACGAUGAGGAGCUUUAUUAUCAUAACGCUUAUGCUGACAGGGAUAGUUUUGUACAAGAUUAGGUACCAAAAUGGCCAAUGA
Molecule: messenger RNA, 996 nt
Organism: Ordospora colligata OC4
Lineage: Eukaryota; Fungi; Microsporidia; Ordosporidae
Exons: 1
Coding region: 1-996 (331 amino acids)
Cellular component (GO): Golgi membrane; endoplasmic reticulum membrane
Molecular function (GO): ubiquitin protein ligase activity; metal ion binding
Source: RefSeq, a predicted model, not a curated record